This is a messenger RNA of Porites evermanni, 1024 nucleotides long. The record is from the annotation of a GenBank genome assembly. Lineage: Eukaryota; Metazoa; Cnidaria; Anthozoa; Scleractinia; Poritidae.
AGAAGAACAUUGACGCCCUUGAACGAGUCCAACGUAGGGCCUCGAAAUACGCUCUCCCGAUGUCAUCUAGGGACUCUCCGUACGGAGAAAGACUGGCAAUGCUUGGGUGGUCCAGUCUUCAAUCAAGGAGGUCUUAUCUAUCUUUGCUAGAGUGCUACAAGACUAUUCAUGGUCUUAAUGGCCUUAACUGUAAUGAUUAUUUUGAAUUUAACUGUCAUGGUAAAACAAGAUCAAACCAUUCAUUAAAAUUAACACAGCGAUUAGCUAGAGUAAACUGUUUUUUGCACUCAUUCGUUGUUAGAAUUAUUAAACAUUGGAACUCUUUUUCCAAAGAGAUAGUGCACGAACAGGACUUCAGCAUUUUUCGAAGUAAACAUAGAAAGUAUUGUGAAAUUUUGAAAAUUUUUUUUUUGCCAUUUCUUAAUUAUUCUUAAAUUUACAUUGUAGUAUAUUUAUUUUAUAUUUUAUGUAGGUGCGUCCUCGAUAGGAAUAACCUCUGACGUUUCCAUUUAUGUAUUCUUACAUAAUAAAUAUUUGAUUUGAUUUGAUUUAAAUAUGGCCAAUUGACCAACCACAGCGCCCGAUUUACUUUUGUCAUAUUUUAUAAAGCUACGUAGGUUAUACUUGAGCAUGUAAUGGACAAGGAAUAUCUUAUACCUGGCCUACCGUAUAGAUAGAACGAUGCGUCCAGUCUUUUCACACCUCUUUACAUCUGCAUCGCCAGGAAUGACAUAGUACAGGGACUUCACAAGUUCGAAAGGGAAAAAUUCAUCUGGUGACUUUACAUCCAGAUCGUCGGCUGAUGGAGGCUGUGGAAGAGGCUUCGACUCCGCUGGAUGAUACUACGCAGGAGCAGGGCGACAUCCAUGUACUUGCCUGUGGACUCCAGCUUAUAUGUUUAUGCUGUUGCAUCUGCAACGGAGAUGCUGGCACUGUAGACCAGGUUGUAAGUGAUACAACCUUUGUCAUCUGGAUUGAUCUUGGCAAAGGCGAUGAACUGGUUAAUCUGAUGGUUGUCAAGUCA